Messenger RNA from Rhodotorula graminis WP1, 1386 nucleotides. RefSeq lists its product as uncharacterized. The transcript has 7 exons. Bases 34 to 1287 code for a protein of 417 amino acids. Gene Ontology annotation, cellular component: peroxisome. The record is from RefSeq and is a predicted model, not a curated record. Gene Ontology annotation, biological process: fatty acid beta-oxidation; phenylacetate catabolic process. Lineage: Eukaryota; Fungi; Basidiomycota; Microbotryomycetes; Sporidiobolales; Sporidiobolaceae. Gene Ontology annotation, molecular function: acetyl-CoA C-acyltransferase activity.
CACGCCUCGCACCAGACUGCUCUCCUAUACACCAUGAAGGCCACCAUCCCUCGCCGUGCUCUCGCAGACGUGCUCAAGCGCCGUCCGGACGAUGUCGUUAUCGUGACCUCGCUCCGUACGCCCAUCGGCAAGUUCCGUGGCGGCCUCAAGGACAUGCACGCCGAGGAGCUCCUGUCGCACGUUCUUCGCGAGACGAGGUUGCGCCUCGAAGAGCAGGGCGUCGACGUCAAGGGCGGCGCCGUCCAGGACAUCCACAACGGCACCGUCCUCAUGGAGCUCGGCGGCGCAAAGAGCGGUCGUCUCGCGUCUCUCGAUGCUGGAUUUCCUGUCGUCUCGGGCUUCAAGUCGGUCAACCGCCAGUGCGCGUCGUCGCUCCAGUCGGUGACCGACAUCGCGCUCCAGAUCAAGGGCGGCCUCAUCGACAUGGGCAUCGCAUCCGGCGCCGAGUCGAUGACUCGCGACUAUGGCACUCGCGCCAUCCCUGCCGGCAUCUCGCCCUACAUCAAGAAGUCGCACUCGCAGGACGCGCAGGACUGCCUCGCCCCGAUGGGCACCACGUCCGAGGCGGUCGCAGAAAAGUACGGCAUCACGCGCGAGGACCAGGACGCGUUCGCGUGCGCGUCGCACGCCAAGGCCAAGGCGGCGCAGGACGCGGGCUACUUUGCGGCCGAGAUCGCGCCGAUCAAGGUGCGCAAGGUGACGCCGGCCGAGGGCGACAAGGCCGAGGUCGUCGAGGAGGUGGUCCUGUCCAAGGACGAGGGCAUCCGGCCCCAGACGACGCUCGAGUCGCUCGCCAAGCUCAAGCCGUGCUUCAAGGAGGGCGGCACGGGCACGGCCGGCAACUCGUCGCAGAUCUCGGACGGCGCGUCGGCCCUCACGCUCGUGCGCCGCGACGUCGCCGACAAGCUCGGGCUCAAGAUCCUCGCCAAGUGGGUCGGCUCGGCGGUCGUCGGCGUGCCCCCGAUCAUCAUGGGCGUCGGUCCGGCGUACGCGCUGCCCAAGCUGUUCGACAACUACGGCAUCACCAAGGACGACGUCGACUUGUUUGAGCUCAACGAGGCGUUCGCGUCCCAGUCGCUCAUGGUCACGCGCGAGCUUGGCCUCGACACGAAGAAGGUCAACCCCAAGGGCGGCGCGAUCGCGCUCGGCCACCCGCUCGGCGCGACCGGCGGCAGGCUCCUGUCGUCGCUCAUCUACGAGCUCAUCCGCACCGACAAGAAGGUCGGCGUCGCGACGCUCUGCAUGGGUACCGGCGCUGGCAAGGCGACGCUCAUCGUGCGCGACUGAGCGAGACGCUCGAGCCGCCUCGCCGCUUCCCUUUCUCUCUUCCUUUCUGUGCCGGGUAGAUCUCCUUGUCGUUCCGUAUCGCAAAACAUCGCAGUUCCC